AUGUCUACCACUGAUAUGUUUAACCCUGAUUUGAACAGCUGUGACCAAAGACCCAUGUCUCUCGUGACUAUGCUCAAUGCAGCAGUUCUGUUGCUGAUGUACCAGCAAGUGGCAAGAUCCUUCACGAGUGUUCAUGUUCUCCUCCCACUGAACGGCAGAACUCUCUCUGUACUAGACUUGCAUCAGCUGUGUGAAUAUGUGUUGUGUUUUAUGCGGUGGAGCUGCUGCAAAAGGGAACCGUGGACAGAAUUAGCAACUGCGAAAGCCAUCUUGGAUUCGAAGAUGAAGGCGUUACUCCAAACACGCGCUGUGGUCACGCUCCUGCUGCUGCUCUUGGGGGUCAGGGAGAUGACCCCAAGUCCGGUGGAGGAUGACCUGGACUACGAAGGGGUCAAGGCGCGCUUCGUCAGGCAAAGAGAGGACGAGGACGAAGGAGGGGAGCGGGUUAGGAGGUCGCUCUAUGCACAACUGAUGGAUCUUCGUCUUCCUCUCAGAGAUUUGACGUGGUAUAAGAAAGAACAUGAAUUAAACGGAAUUACUACAAAUAAUCCUUUUAACGUUAAUAAAAGGGUUUUGAUGAUAAAGGCAAGAGAGAGCCUGGAGGUCGCCCACUCCCAGCUCCUCGAGAGGGAAAAACUCGAGCAAGACCUCCAGAAGCGAAACCUCAGCCUCGCCAAGGGAAGCCCCGGGGAGAUCUUCCAGUCUUCCUUCAAGAAAUCCCACCUGUUCGCGGUCCAGGCGGGGUCCCAGGGCUCUCUGUUCGUGCUGGCGACGAAGGAACUCAAGAAGAGACUCAACCUCAGCAACGAAUUCGUGACGUUCGAUCUCCCUUUACAAGAAACCCUCUCCAUAACCAACGAAUUCUGUAACAAAACCAAGACCAGGGAGGUACCUGCCGACUGCGAGGCGUACAGACGGUACAGGUCCAUCGACGGAACCUGCAAUAACUUCAAUAACCCUCUCUGGGGAGCUACAAUGACGCCCCUCCUGCGGUACCUCCCUCCUUUCUACGACGACGAUGACGACGAUGACGAGGACGAUACCACCAAUAAAAAGUAA
Molecule: messenger RNA, 1059 nt
Organism: Penaeus indicus
Lineage: Eukaryota; Metazoa; Arthropoda; Malacostraca; Decapoda; Penaeidae
Exons: 9
Coding region: 1-1059 (352 amino acids)
Biological process (GO): response to oxidative stress
Molecular function (GO): peroxidase activity; heme binding
Source: RefSeq, a predicted model, not a curated record